AGCCCUGAAAGCUUUGGUAGCUGCUUGCUUCACCAUCUUUGGUUUCUAAUGCAGAAGCUGCACUGAGGACAGAAGACAGGAAACAGAAGGAAGCGGCCGCUGCGUGUUUGCCAGGAUGGAAGCGGGGGGAUUACUGGAGGAUUGCCUCAGAGCAGCAGAAACUCCUUUAUGUGCACAGGUCUCUGAAGCUGUGAGGCUGGACUACUGUCGUUGUAAAGAAUCGCUGUGUGAAGAACUGGCCUCUCUGCUGCGGGAGGCUGUGGAGAUGAAGUGGCCCUUUGUGCCAGAGAAGUGGCAGUAUAAGCUGUCCAUCAGUCCCAAAGACAAGACCAACCUCAGUGACCUCAUCAGCAAACAUGUGCACUCGCUCUUGGACCUUCUGAGGACAUCCAUCAGGGCUCAGGAGCCACAUACAUCCCUGGCAGUGGUCUUCUUAGUGGACCGCUUCCUCUAUUGGACCGAUGAAUCCAGCCGGCUUCUAAAGAUCACCAAGCUGCUCCACAAGAGGCACCCAGACACCCCCGUGGCCCCUCAGCUGGUCAUACGGCAGGCCAGGGUCUUCCUUAACUCUGGGAAGCUCCAAAAGGCAGAGUCCAUCCUGAGCAGUUUGAUUUAUAGAAAUGGAACCACAGGUUGCUGGGUCUACCGCUCUGACAGCGACAAGACGCUGGUGCAAGCUGUCAGUGUUCAAGUGCGCGGAAUGGUUUUGCAAAAGCUAGGCCUUUGGCUGCAGGCUGCAGAGCUAAUCUGGGCUUCUCUUGUUGGCUAUUACUCACUCCCUCAGCCUGAUAAAAAGGGCAUUGGAACCUCUCUGGGCUUACUGGCUAACAUAUUGGUGUCCAUGAAUGAUGAAGACUUCCGUGCUUUCAAGAGUAAUCCAGAUAUUGAUUUUCCGUCUCUACUUGGGGACAGCGGGAGUCAUCGUCUUCUUUCGGCCGCCCAGGCAGCUAAGAUGGCUGUGGUGUACAGUCAGUACACUUCACUUUAUGUGCUGACCAAUGUGACGGCUCAAGGAACCUGCUUGCUGUCCUACAGCUUCUCACCAGCAUGCCCCGCCUCUGAAAGAGCCUCCUUCCUCCAGGAGGCUCGAGAGGCCUUUGCAAUCGGCCUCCUCACUAAAGCGGAGGGCGAGGUGGUCACCAGCCAGCAGGAGCUGCACACCUUCCUCAAGGCAGCCUAUUCCAUCACCGUCACUGACAAGUGGCUGGACGCUCCCAAGGAGGCGGUGAUGAAGGCUGGUCAAGCUUGUCAGCAGGCUUUAGGGCUUUUCUACAAAUACUGUCAUGCAGGCACUCCAGACAAAGAUGGCCUGUGUGUCGAAAUCAUGCAUGAAGUCACCCGAGUCAAGCAUCUGCUGGGCGUGGAGCCGUUCCCUAAUUCAGAGAAGGGCUCCUUUAUCCCCGACAGCUACAGAAACGUCACAGAUGCCUCCGUGAAUUUCACCCAGGAGGGUUUCUCAAAGACGCUGGUGAGAUUUCAGAAAUAUCACGCGUCGCUGUGCGAAGGCGCCAAAAGUUGCAAGGGUACCGACGGCAAGGCAGCAGCGCAGCUGUGUUUAACAGCGCUGGACACAACCGUGGGCCCGGUUACCACGGAAAGUUUUCCAGAAGCAUCGAAGCAAAAACCGAGGAGCUCCCGUUCAUCCAGCGUGUUCCCUUCUAAAAAUGCCGACUUGUCUCCAACCCUGGAAAGCACGGACCCCCUGGGAUCCUCUUGGCAAAAGCUCUCCAUGACCGGUUCAGGCUCUCCUCGGCCGAGCAGCGGCGGGCGCAGACAAGGAGCGAGCGUGAGCGAUCAGAGCAGCAUUCCCACUGAGAGCGACGACGACGGCGGCUGUUCACAGUCUGCCGAUGAAAGCGAGAAGCCGAAGCCGCAGGUUCGUAACUCCGGUAUCAGCUCCAGUCCAGUUCCAAAGUCCACAACUCCUAAUUCCCUGAGUCAUUCUCCACGGUUUGAAGUCAUUCAAGCUGGAGUCGAGACGGUAGACUACGACACGGACCACAUGACUAACGUCGACGACGUGGAAACCGAAGGAUCGCUGCAUUCCCUGUCCCAGCUAGCUCUCAAAACAUCUUCCAGUUCCCUCGGUGAGAGUUUCGGUUCCCGGUCGUCUUGGGAGAAAAUCUCAACUGGCCAAAGCUCCCCCGCAUGGGAAAGAUCACAGCCGAGUUCUCUAUCAAAAUCCCGAAGUAAGUCUGCAGGCUCCGACGGGAGCUUCUUCAUCAUGGACACGCUCGAUUCUGAAAGCAGCUGCUCACCGGGUGGCGUCACAGAUCAGGGCAACGCAGAGGGGCCUUCGCCUCUGGAGAGCCAUGAUCCAGCCCAAUCAAAUCCCCUAAAACCUGGAAGCCACAGAGCCCCCAUGGCCCAACGCAAGCCUUCACAGGGGGUCUCAGACUCAAGUGCGCCCACCGAGGGCUCUGAAGAGAGUUCCUUCGAGAUGCUGGGGGUCAGUCAAAAUGGCCACCGAGGCAAGGAAGCGACUGCUGCAGAAAAAGACCCUCAGACGUCUGCACUGUGCUACAGAUGUCUGCACCAGAGCGCAGCAGCGCCGGCUCCUGAUGGACAGUUCAUGUUGUCCCAGCAGGAUUACCAGGCUCUGCUGGCUGGGAUCUGCCAUGAAUGUCUGCUGAGGAGGCUGCGCAGCAAGACCACACUGUUCAAACUACAAAAUGUUCAGACGGCCUACAAUGCUCUUCAUCUAAAGUUCUCCAAGGCCACAGGAUUGUGGACAGCCAGAGAGACCUGUGUUUACAUCGGGGAUCUGAUGGAGAUGGAGGGCAAACAGAGAAGAGCAAUAUGGGUCCAGUUUUUGCACCAGGAGGAGCGGUUAAGCAGUUAUGUAGGGAAGGAUUACUUGAAGCCCAGAGAAAUCCAGUUUCACCUAAACGACGUGGAGCGACAGAUGACAGCUCAGUACUACGUGACUGAAUUCAACAAGAGUCUCUAUGAUAAAGAGGUCUUGGCUCAGAUCUUCUUCAUCCCCUCUGACGCGUUGUUGAUCCUAAACGGAGAUGAGAUCGUGGGCUGCAUAACAGUGGAGCCAUACAUGCUGGGCGACUUCGUCAAACUCACCAACAACACUGGGAAGAAAAAAAUGGACGUCGAGGCUACAAAAUACGGCCUGGCCUUCGGGCACUUCACCUACCUGUUCUCUGGGGGCCAGGAGGUUGUUGUGGACCUGCAAGGAUGGACGACUUCCAACGGAAAAGGUCUGACCUACCUCACCGACCCACAGAUUCACUCCACCAGAACCCCUCGAGGGCCCUCGAACUUUGCUGAAAGGGGGCUUGAAUAUUUCCUGAAAGACCAACAUGGACCGACCUGCAACGAGGUCUGCAACCUGCUCAAACUUCCUCCACUCACCGAGCAGCCACAUGUUUAAAGAGCUGGAGCGUGCAUGUACUGACUGAUGCUUGUGAUGCUUUUUUUUGUCAGAGAUUUACAGAAAGUGGCUCUGGUUUUACUCUCUACGUGUCGGCAGCAUAUGUUUAAAUGAUGCAAUGACCUGUUAAAUUAUUAAAAACUAUGUCUGCAUU
Molecule: messenger RNA, 3539 nt
Organism: Fundulus heteroclitus (mummichog)
Lineage: Eukaryota; Metazoa; Chordata; Actinopteri; Cyprinodontiformes; Fundulidae
Gene: alpk1
Product: alpha-kinase 1
Exons: 14
Coding region: 116-3385 (1089 amino acids)
Biological process (GO): protein phosphorylation
Molecular function (GO): ATP binding; protein serine/threonine kinase activity
Source: RefSeq, a predicted model, not a curated record